ACAGAGCAGAUUCUCACUGACCAUCUUUUGCUCCUGUUUUUCCCCCCUUAAAUUAGUCUGAGCAAAUUUAUAAAAAGUCCUGAGAUGAGCAGGAAAGUAGACAACUGCAGCCUGAUGGGUGCUGAGAUCCCAUUUUCAUCCGAGUUCUUUAAAGUGAUUAAAAACGAGCUGUGGUUGUACCUCGUCCCGGCUGCUCUGGCUGCCCUGCUACUGGCUCUGUUCCUGGAGGAGGUUGGCUUCUUCCUCCGCCACAUGCCUUCAUCCAGACGCAGGUGCCUCAGCCUGUGGAUCCUGGGCAUGUAUCCGGUCUUUGGCAUGACCUCCAUCAUUGCACUAUACGUACCUCGGUCCUCCUCGUUGUGCAAUUUUAUAGCUUCUUUAUAUCACUCCAUUACUCUGUUGAAGUUCAUGGGACUUAUAGAAAGCUUCUUUGGAGGGAAGGCCCGAAUGUUUGAGGUUCUGGCAGGGGAACAGGUUUCUCCUGACCCUUUUCCCUGCUGUUGCUGCUGCUGUUUGCCCCUCAUUAACAUCAACAGGACAAGUCUGGGAUGGAUGAUGGCUGCAGUUCUCCAGCUCUCUGUGGUCAGAACUCUUGUGUUCUUCAUCACCCUUGUCCUCUGGACUGAUGAACAGUAUGACUAUGGUGAUGUUGAUUCAGUUGAUCCAAACAUUUAUGUAAAUGCAAUCAUUGGCGUGUCCACCUUCCUGUCCUACUACGGCUACCUGCUGUUUUACAAGGCAACCAAGAGAGCGCUGCACGGCUAUGGGCUUCGAGCCAAAUUUGUUUGCAUCAUUGUUGUCUUAGUCCUGUGUGGACUUCAGAAUGGAAUUUUGGAAACUAUGGGGGCAUUAAAAGUUGUGCCCUGUGCACCUCCAUUCUCUGCUCUGUUUCGCUCUCAGCUAAUCUAUCACUAUUCAGUCAUCGUGGAGAUGUUCUGCAUCAGCCUCUUUGCUCGCAACAUAUUCCGGAAAGUGGAGCCCAGUCCAGAGGAUGCAUAUAGCCUUGAGGAAGGAAUCAUGAUUCACAAGGCCAUUCAAACAGAAGCACAGUUGCCUCUUGCAGUGCAGCUCAGCUCUCAGGCAGAGGAGCCAUGGUGUUCUAACCCUGGCUACAGCAGCGAUAGUGAAGAUAGCCUGUGCAGAAUCGAACAUGCUCCGCUAGACCACUUUCCUUUUCCCUUACAGUCCAAGCCUGUGGAUUUGUCAGAGGUAGACAGCGAUAAGCUACCUGAGGAGUGUAAGAGCACAGAACCCUCAACCAUAACAGUCAGUGCUGAGAUCAACUAUGUGGUAAAUUCUGAUGUCACUGUUGUAUAGCAGCAGAUGUUUUAAGCCAGAUAAAACCACUGAUCUCUCAUUUAUCUCUCAACUUUCAGCUCAUGUCAGCAGCUGUGUAUAAGCCCAAAAAUGACAAAAAGCACAGAAACUCGAUCACUUUCAGUCUCUGUGCGUCAAUCUGUAAACCACAGCUUUAAGUGUGAGCAUGUAUUACAUCACUUGACUGUAUAUGAUGUAUGUCAUUGUAAAAUACUUUUCUUGAUGAAAUAUUACAGUUGUUUUGUAUGAAACCAAAAUGUUUAAUGCAGUAUUUAUAAUGUUAAGUGUAGUAUUGUUAAUUUCCCAUAAUGAUGUAAACUCAUUUUCGUCUAUCCAUAUUCAGUAUAUAAUUUAAACUCACUAAUUCAUAGACUUAACUAACAAAUAAGUAAUUUAUUAUCAAACAUAGAUUACAGAAACAACUCAAAACCAAUAAUCUACCUUGAUGCAAUGGGCAAGCCAUAAUUACUAUAAAUAAGAUACUGUACAAUAGGCAUAUGUUUUGUGCAAUAAAUAGACAAACAAUUCUUCCCAAGAAAAGGAAGAUAUUUUAUAUCUAAAAUGUAUGUUAAAAAGAUGCAUUAAUACACACACAAGCACUUUUUAAUUUUAUUUUAGUCACCCAGUCUUUUUAGAAACAAGUCCAUUAUCAUGGCACAUCUUGACUUUAAAUAUUUUCCCACUCUUUCUUGCAAAAACAUUUUAGAUAGAUGAGAAUUGUUGAAUUGAUGACAGCUGUAUAAUAUUUAUUUUUGAACAUGACAUUGUGAUUGGUUCAUUCUGAAAACAGCAAUAUCCCCAGUGCAUACUAUUGCAACCAGGUUAUUGUAACUUUUUGCCCCCUAAACUGUUUGCUUUUCACUGAAUUUGUAUGUGCUGUAUUUUCACAUUGAGGAUGGAAAA
Molecule: messenger RNA, 2220 nt
Organism: Hemibagrus wyckioides
Lineage: Eukaryota; Metazoa; Chordata; Actinopteri; Siluriformes; Bagridae
Product: organic solute transporter subunit alpha
Exons: 7
Coding region: 85-1317 (410 amino acids)
Biological process (GO): transport
Molecular function (GO): transporter activity
Source: RefSeq, a predicted model, not a curated record